GCCACGUCAAUAAAAAUUGAGCGGAACAAAAAAAUCAAUCUCCAACCCAAAUGUCUAUUCUCAAGUGUUGCUGAGUUGGAUCUCAAACUGUCAAUUGGAAUUUCCGAUUUCAGCAAGAGCGUGAGACAGUAUGACUAAGCAAACUAGUUAUUUAUUUAUCUACUUAAAUUAAAAACCUACGAAAAAAAUAGCGCCAAUCUCAAAAGAAGUACCGCCAAAUAAUUGAAGUUGUGGAGUUCUGCGCCAAAGAAAUAGGACGGAAUCACGGAAGUGGAGUGCUAUCCUCUGCGUAAUAUAUAGAAACAGAAAUUUUCUGCAAAAAAUCAUCUUCUAGCUUCUUCUCUGAAAUAUCAGGUAAUAUUUCAGAUUGUUGUUUGCUAUUAAUUCUUCACGAGCGCAUUCCUCCUAACUCCCAACAGCUUCUCAAGCAGCCGCCAUCUUUUUCCUUCCCUAAGCGUUAGUUUUUUUUAGACUUCUUUUAAUUUGAUUAUGGCCUCACUAUAUAAUUUGAUAUUUUAAUGACUUGUGCAUAUAACUAAAAAGAUUCCUAAUUCGAUGUAGAGCAAUUGUUCUAAUUUUGAUGAUAUAUUUUUUUUUAUGUUUUCCUUCCAAUUUGAUCUCUCUAAAUAUUUGCUAUAUUAUUUGAUGUCUAUGAUUAUAUUUUGUGCUUGGGAUUUUAUAAAGUCUGAUUUGGCUGCGUGUGAUUAAAGAAUCAGCUUUAAUAAAUUGUAUAAAGCAGUUACUCCUGCAGUAGCUGGAUCUAUUUUAUCAUGUCUAAACCACUCCAAAUACGUAGUAUUUGAAACAACUCAAGCUUCAUGUGAUUAAAUCAUUCUGACAACCAAAGAUGACUUGAUCCAUUUGCAUAAAUUGAUAACUUGUAUGAGUAUCAUCAUUAUCAUGGGCUGCAACAAAGGAACACUAAUUGUUAGUUAUCUAAUUGUGCUUCUUAUUUAUUACUAUAUUACUUCUAUACACAUACAUAUAUGUUGAAAUACCAUUAAAUUUAUAACAAAGGAUUGGAUUUCAAUCAAAUGAAGUGGACAGAGAUGCAUGCCUGCUACAAAUUCAAAAUUUCAACAUUGGAUGUAAUUAAAUUCAGUCCAUAUGUUUUAGGGUGCUAGAUUAUUAUUGUUUGUGAAAAGUAUAUGAUUUGGUUAAUGCACAUCUUCAUAAUGAAUUUUCAUACAGAUGGACUCCACACCUCACUCUUCUCACCGUGAAAGUCAUGAGUACAAUACUGAAGCUAUUGACCCCAAUCCUCAGUAUGGUAACAUUACACAAAUCCAGUCACUACCUCCAGUGUCAAAUUCUAGCCACUUUGGUCCAUCAAACUUGGCUGGUCAUCCUAGUUUUUUUAUGAAUACUUCAUUUCCUUCUCAUGCCCUCUCACCCUACGGAUACGGUUUCCCUUUCCAAGAUCUGUUACACUCUUCUAGUAUCCCAUUUGAAAACCCAGUUCCUAAAACAAGUAAAGGACCACAGAAAGGUGACAAGGGCAAACAAAAAACAAGUACCUCUCAAACUGCUGGAAGUAACAAAAAUUGGACCAAAGAUGAGGAAGUUGCACUAACAGAGGCAUGGUUGUAUGUUUCUGUUGACGCUGAUGUUGGUAACAAUCAGAAAAUUUCUAAUAUGUGGAACCGCAUUGCACAAAUUUGGAGGGAAAAGAUGGAAACCUAUGACGAGUCUCGCACAACAAAUAGCUUACAAUGUCAUUGGUGUAAAAUCUUAGCUGCAGUGAAUAAGUUUCAUGCAUUGUUUGAACGACUAUUAAGAAAUCCUAAGAGUGGUGCGAGCCAAGAAGAUAUGAGACGAGAAGCAAUGCGUAUGUUUGAAGAUAUUAAUGAUGGUCAAUCUUUCAAGUAUGAACAUUGUUGGGAGAUCAUGAAAACAAAUCCCAAAUGGUGUACAAAAGAGGUUACCAAGGUAAAAGAAUUGUCCAAGCAAAGGGCUGCUUCUGAUACAAAUGUUGACACCAAGGUACCAUCUACUAUACCAUUGAUUGAUGCUAAUAAAGAACAGGAUGAUAUCAACAUAGAUGCUCCUAGUGCUAUUAACGGCAGUGAUGUUGAGCGCCCACAAGGAAGAAAGGGAACUAAAGAGAAAAAAAGGAGACUGAAUGAAGAAAAAGGUGUGGUUGAUGUAUUGAGUAAGAUGCAGACUAUUCUUGAAAAACAAAUCAGCGUUAGUGAGGAAGAGCUCAAGAUGAAGAGGGAAAAGGACAUCAAAGACUUUGAUCUCAAAGAAAAAAUAAUGAAAAAAGAAGUGGAGUUCAAAGAGAAUGCUCAUAAAUUGAAAGCGAAUGCUCAGAAAUUAAAAGAGAAAGAUCAGCAGUUAAAAGAGAAUGAUCAGAAGUUAAAGGAGAAAGCUCAAAAGAGACAAGACCAGGAACGUAUUUUAAAUCAAGAUGUCAACAAACUUCCAUUAGGCAUGAGAGAAACAUUUGAGAAAUACAAGUGUCAAGUUAUAAAAGAAUGGGAAAAUGAUGGACUUUUUGGUCAUGGUACCAUUUAGAGUCAAUGACCAUUUAUUGAUGAAGUUGAUCCAGUUCCCUUAUAAGCAGUAACUUGUAGUGGUUUUACUUGGAUGGAAGAAAUCAAAAGAUUCUUUAUUUGUUUAGUUAGCUUGCUAUGUUUACUUUAUUAGACUCAAAUACUCUUUCGUUUAUGUUAUUUAGUUGAACUUUGAAUUGUUGGAGCACUAGUUACCUAAAUUUUACAUUAAUUCAUUCAUUUAUUUAGC
This is a messenger RNA of Cuscuta epithymum, 2745 nucleotides long. Lineage: Eukaryota; Viridiplantae; Streptophyta; Magnoliopsida; Solanales; Convolvulaceae. The record is from the annotation of a GenBank genome assembly.